AUGGCUGAGAGGAAGUCUUGUGUAGAAGAAUUCCUUCAAUUUGAGGAGAAGAUAUUGAAGCUACAGAACGACUUAGUGGCUUCCCAAGAAAAGGUAAAGAAGGCAGUAGAGGAGAAAGAGGCACUUUCCCUCAAAGUCUCCGAGCUCUCUUUUGCUUUGAAGAAGAAGGAUUCCAAGCUCUCCAAUGUUCAAGAAAAGAAAGAGUUUGAGCUUGCCGAGGCUGUUAAGGUUACUACUAUGGCAAAAGUGAAGGAAUACAAACACUCUUUUGAUUUUAAGAAGGAGAUGCUCGAGUAUUAUAAUAACGGCUUUGAGGACUUAAAAACUAGAGGCAUGCUUGCAUUUCCAAGCUUAACUUCUCAAGAAUCCAAUUUCAGGAUGAUCCUACCUCAAUCAUUAAGAAGGAAGGAGAGAAUGAAGAGGAGGCUGGUAAUGAGGCCACUAGCACAACUGUUGUGGAUCUUGAAGACCAGAUCAAUUCUAGGGUUGAGACGAAAGGCCAUACGAAGGACUUAG
Messenger RNA from Ilex paraguariensis (yerba mate), 516 nucleotides. Lineage: Eukaryota; Viridiplantae; Streptophyta; Magnoliopsida; Aquifoliales; Aquifoliaceae. The record is from the annotation of a GenBank genome assembly.